Guillardia theta CCMP2712 is the source of this 267-nucleotide messenger RNA. RefSeq lists its product as hypothetical. The transcript has 2 exons. The record is from RefSeq and is a predicted model, not a curated record. Bases 1 to 267 code for a protein of 88 amino acids. NCBI's taxonomy places the organism in Eukaryota, Cryptophyceae, Pyrenomonadales, Geminigeraceae.
AUGUCCGAUCAAGCCAACCAAGCUUCCCACACAGCCGAGAGCACCAUCCCAUCUGGAGCGAGGAAGAUGACCGAUCAAGAACGAACAGAACAUGUUGCUAACGUGAUAGAAGCUCUCACGAAGCAGGGCUUGGCGAUGUCCAAUCUUCCCGAGGACAUCAAAGGGAAGCUUGAUGACUUCGUAAAGAAUGGCUCUGCCUGUGAGCUGCAGAUUCCAACCCCCAAGGGUUUUGUUUAUUGCAAGUUGACAAAUCUGAUAGACAAGUGA